UCUCAUAUAUGUUCGACCACGCACGCUCCACAACCACUUCGAGUCCGUGACACGCGGUCCAAGGCCAACGAUUGACGGUCAAGAUCGGAGAGAGAAGAAAGCCGGAGUACGACAGGGUGACGGAAGUGACGGCCAGUCGCUAGAAGAGUCAUCGCGCGAUUUUCGUGGUGGAUAACAGUGCGUCUCGAUCGGUGAAAAUCAAUUUCAUAUUCGAAAAUAACAAUGAAGAUAAUUACGUCGGUUUUCUUCGUUCUUGGACUCGCUCUGUACGUCCGUUGCGAGGCGACGGGAAAGAGCAAUCGAGAAGAAGAAGACAUUAGCAUUUUGGAGUGUAUGUUCGAGGACAAUGUUGGAAGUUGCUUCAGGACGAGAUUGGCCCGCGACUUGGACCGGAUCGAGUUGGAUGUCACCGGAAAACAGAGCGAUCCACCGAUAAGCGUGGUGGUCGAACGAGCUGGCAGUGUCAUCGCGGACUUUGUCGAUGAUCUGCAGGAGGCCGAUGCGGAAGAAAUUAUCGAGGAAAAUGAGGCUCAAAAUGACAACGCAGAAGAGGCGCGCAAAAAGAAAUUCGGCAAGAAGCAAAAAAAGCAUCUGGCGAAACUCUUGGGGCUGGCGAUGCUGAUCAAAUCGAAGAUCAGCCUGCUGCUGCAGCUCAUCAGCACGCACUUCCAGCUCAAGUUCUUCGUCAUCGCCGUCAUCUCAUUGAUACUGAACGCCGUUAGAUUUUGGAUAGAAGUCAAGAAGAGCCAUCCUGCCAAAGUCAUCUACUACGAACACGCGCAGCAUCAGCACCAUUACGAUCACGACGAUCACGAUCAUUAUUGGGGAAGAUCAUCGAACGAGACACCUCACGAGCUCGCUUAUCGCGCUUACGUGCCCACGGAAUGACAUCGACAUUGCACGCAUCUGGCACCGAAGAGACAAUGAUUUUGCGCAGGGAAAAAUCGAAGAAGUUUCGAGCAACGACGCAAAUCUCAUAGUAAAAUAAUUAUAGUCAUCGUCCUUUAU
This is a messenger RNA of Linepithema humile (Argentine ant), 1008 nucleotides long. RefSeq lists its product as uncharacterized. Lineage: Eukaryota; Metazoa; Arthropoda; Insecta; Hymenoptera; Formicidae. The record is from RefSeq and is a predicted model, not a curated record.